AUGUUCGCAAGCAACAAUAUACUCAAAACUGGUGUAUACCGUACAAGAUCGCCUAUUUCUAAAUUACAAUUCAGAUUGACCAUUCAAAAAAUCCAUUCUCUAAUUGAUAUACCUACCAUGAAAGGACUCAACAUGAAUCUUAACAAAGAAGAAAUUCCAGAAAAUAAUUCUAAAGAGAGUCGGCUUGUUUAUUGGCAGGAAAAAGUAUUCAGCCAACAUGAAAUUAAAUACUACGGAUUUAAGGAAAACUGCAAAACGGAGCGUCAAAAAUUGUACUACAAGCGUUUUAAACUGGAGAGUAAUAUGCCGAGCAUGUUGUUUACUUACGUUGAAGGAGACAAUUUCUCUCCAGAUGAUCUUGACAAUCAAACCCAACACCGUUUAACAGACGUUCUACUUGUUGAUAAGCAAUCUAUGUAUCUGAUGGCGGACUUAGGGGAGGAUGUGUUGAUGUUCAGCAUUCAAUGGUUUCCUAAAGAAGGCAUGCUACUUGUAUAUCCGGAUUUCAACCGAAUGUCCAUAGAUCCGUAUUAUCAUGAGGUACGAGGCUCGAAUUUACAAAUGUAUCACUAUUCUCUUGAAAAAUGCACAGCUAAGGGUAACAUCCUUGAGGCUCAUAAUAUUCCAACACAUGUUGUUGCUACAAGCAUGAAAAAAACUUUAGAUGCAUUACCCCUUGCUCGAGAUGAACGCUUCAUUAUGCCAAAACACUUAAAACAAAAUUUGCUAAUCUUGUUAGAAAUCGUUAGUGCUUCAGAAUUCAAGUACGAUAAAAUCCAUGUACGUUAUCAGAUAGUAUUACCCACUGACGUUAAAACUACGGAAGAAAACGCUACGUUGUUAGGAAGUACUCACAGCUCAAAAAACAAUAUCGGUAAUUGGCAAUUUGGACAUUGCCAUGAGUUGUUCCUGAUAAUGAGCGAGUGCGAGGAAAUGCAUAACAGUAUUUUGAGUAUUUUCUUCGAAGUCAUUGCUAUCGACAGCUGCCAGCGGGAAAAAUAUCUCGGCUUUUGUCAUCUUUCAAUACAACUACGACCUACAAAAUCCGAAGUGACUUUGAAUGUCAUUAAACUUACCCACUGUAGUAUGUCAUUUGACCGUUUAGAAGAAUUUUUGGUUGGUAAUCGGCGAGAAAUCGAUUUAACAUCGUUCUACGGGAAGAAGAAUAUCAGUGUGCUUAGCCGCUACGGUCACGAAACAAUUGCAUCUGGCAAUGUCAAAAUACGUUAUCAGGUGGUCCGGCAGCACCAGCCAAAUGUAUUGAAUGAAGGUUUUUAUAAAGCAAAUAUAGUGUCCAAAAAUGUUAGUUUAACAGAGCUAGUUGCAAAAUAUAAUGCAGCUAGAGAGCGUUUGGAGGAAUUCGUCGAAUUACAAUAUUAGUACAGUAACAACUAUACACAAAACAAUAGAUUGAAUCGCAUAAGUACCUCCCAUUUUCAUAGACCCAGUAUCUUAAAUUUAGCCUAGAUGAGUAGCAAUCAUUUGUUCUGAUUUUAACGAUCAUUUUUGCCAACGGAAACGAUUGAAAAGUGCAUCCAAUUCAUAAAAAAUACGCUAGACGCCGGACUAAAUGAUCGUUAAAUGAACAUAUCCGUAUGCGAUUCCACUUAACAAGUUGGACGUUCGUAGCUUGUCUCCACGUAAUAAGUGUGA
This is a messenger RNA of Anopheles coustani, 1653 nucleotides long. RefSeq lists its product as uncharacterized. The transcript is spliced from 4 exons. Gene Ontology annotation, biological process: cilium assembly. The record is from RefSeq and is a predicted model, not a curated record. Bases 1 to 1380 code for a protein of 459 amino acids. NCBI's taxonomy places the organism in Eukaryota, Metazoa, Arthropoda, Insecta, Diptera, Culicidae. Gene Ontology annotation, cellular component: MKS complex.